Molecule: messenger RNA, 2711 nt
Organism: Humulus lupulus (European hop)
Lineage: Eukaryota; Viridiplantae; Streptophyta; Magnoliopsida; Rosales; Cannabaceae
Exons: 3
Coding region: 314-2260 (648 amino acids)
Biological process (GO): mRNA alternative polyadenylation
Cellular component (GO): mRNA cleavage and polyadenylation specificity factor complex
Molecular function (GO): mRNA binding
Source: RefSeq, a predicted model, not a curated record
AUACAAGGGCAUAGCUUAAAGCCCAUUUCUCUGCAAAGAAAACAGUAAGACGCGUAUUUAGAGUCUAAAAAUCCACAUGGGUUUCUGCUCAGUUCCCUGUACGAUACCCUGAGCAGGAAUACGAUUAUUAUUAGAAUAAAGUAAUUAUAAUACUAGUGGAUAAAGAAUACCUACUGUUGUUGUUGAUCAACCAAAUUAAAGUUGCUUCUAAUUCGUCUCAGAGCACAAGACAGACAAAACCAAAACAAAACGACAUUAUGGAUUUGAUACUGACUUCAAUGCUCGAAAAGUGUUGGUUGCCUUAAUGGAUUGAAUGAGUGAAGAGCAAAUGGAUUUCGAAGAUGAGGAUUAUGGAGGACCGCAAAAGCUCCAGGAUCAGGGUAGUAGUGGAGCUAUAUCUGCUCUUGCAGAUGAAGAACCAAUGGGAGAAGAUGAUGAAUACGAUGAUCUCUAUAAUGAUGUUAACAUUGGAGAUGGUUUCAUGCAGUUGCACCGGUCUGAGGCACCACUUCCUCCUGGUGGUGUCAGCAAUGGAGGGCUCCAAGCUCAGAAAACUAAUAUUCCCGUACCAAGAGACGAAACUGGGGUCUCUCGAGAACUGAAUAUUCCAGGUGUUUCAGCAGAUGGAAAAUAUUCUAGUGCAAGUUCUCAAUUUCCUGGCCAGAAGGAGGGACUUGCAGUUGAUAAUAAAUCAAAAGUUGGAUUUUCAGAAAAGGGAAGAAUUAUGGAGAUGACUAAUGAUGCUCAAGUCAGACAAAUGGGUUUUCAAAGAUCUUUGAUGCCACAUGGUACAGGAGUUGAUUCAUCUGUUAUUCCUGUAAAAGUUGCAAAUGAGCAUGUAUUGUCACUGAAUUCUGAAAGCAUUGUUACUAGAGGGGGUCCUCCGAUGCUUGCUAAUCAAACCAAUGUGGAUGCAAGUGUUAACCGGUCUGUGGUUAAUGAAAAUCUGAUAAGGCCACCAAUAGAGAAUGGUUCAGCUAUGCUGUUUGUUGGAGAACUGCAUUGGUGGACAACUGAUGCUGAACUUGAAAAUGUUUUAUCUCAAUAUGGAAGAGUCAAGGAAAUUAAGUUUUUUGAUGAAAGAGCCAGCGGUAAAUCAAAAGGAUAUUGUCAAGUUGAGUUUUAUGAUUCAUCAGCAGCUACUGCAUGCAAGGAAGGAAUGCACGGUCACUUUUUCAAUGGGAGAGCUUGUGUUGUGGCAUUUGCUACUUCACAAACACUUAAGCAGAUGGGAGCUGCUUAUGCAAGCAAGAAUCAAGCCCAGAAUCAGUCUCAACCACCCCAGGGAAGAAGGCCUGUCAAUGAUGGUGUUGGAAGAGGAGGCAAUCAGAGCCAUCAAAGUGGAGAUACUGGUGGGAGGAAUUUUGGAAGGGGUGGAUGGGGACGAGGUGGGCAAGGAAUAAACAGAGGGGGUGGAGGGUCAAUGAGGGGAAGGGGAGGGGCAAUGAGUGCUAAGAACAUGGUUGGGAGCAAUGCUGGAAUUGGAGGUAAUGCUGGUGGAGCAGGUGGAUAUGGGCAGGGUCUUGGAGGACAUGCAUUUGGUGGUCCUGCUGGUGGGAUGAUGAAUCCACAGGGCAUGAUGGGUUCUGGGUUUGAUCCGUCAUAUAUGGGUAGAGGAGGUGGUUAUGGAGGAUUUCCAGGACCUGCUUUCCCUGGAAUGCUUUCUUCAUUUCCAGCAGUUAAUGCAAUGGGACUAGCUGCGGUGGCUCCACAUGUAAACCCAGCCUUCUUUGGCAGGGGUAUGGCAAAUAAUGGAAUGGGUAUGAUGGGUACUCAUUUCAUGGAUGGGCAUCAUGCAGGGAUGUGGAAUGACACAAGCAUGGGUGGAUGGGGAGGAGAUGAACAAGGUCGAAGGACCAGGGAAUCAAGCUAUGGUGGUGAGGAUGGUGCUUCUGAGUAUGGGUAUGGAGAAGCAAACAAUGAAAAAGGAGUAAGAUCAAGUGUUGCUUCCAGGGAAAGAGAAAGAGGAUCUGACCGUGACCGGUUAGGGAACUCUGAGCGGAGGCAUCAUGAAGAAAGAGACCAGGACUGGAACAAAUCUGAAAAGGAGCAGCGGGAGCAUGGAUACAGGGAAGAAAAAGAUGGGCACAGCCGAGAUCAUCGUCAAAGAGAGCGUGACUUGGAUAAUGAGGAUGAUUGGGACAGAGGGCAAUCUUCAUCUAGACCUCGGAGCAGGUCCAGAGUGAUGCCUGAAGAUCAUCAACGCCCUCGCUCAAGAGAUGUUGAUUAUGGAAAGAGGAGACGUAUGCCAUCCGAGUAAUUUGAUCUCACCACCCAACCUUCAUCAGCAUGUUUUCGUAAGCUCACAGCAUCUAUGCCCUGGACUUUGAACUGUCAAUCCUUGGAUAUCUAUGUGCAUCUACAUCACUUUCUCUGGAUCUUGAUGGCUCCAUGACCAAUAUGUGGCUUAGAAGUAAGUUUUACUUUGGUGGACAGGAUGGAAAGAUGUUUUUUUAUCAAAUACUUUCCUACAGCUAAAUGGAUUAGGUAUUACUCGUAUUGUGAGGUAAAAACAAUUAGUAAGUUUUAGUAACAUAUAAAUGAGGAUAAAGUUUGUGGGGUUUGAUUCCUAAUGCCCUGCAGCUGGUUAUCCCGUUUAUUCAAUAGCUGUUUUACCCUUUCCUCCCUUCAAGACAAUUGCUUCGUUGGCUUGUGAUAUUAACUCUAAAAACUUAUUAUGUUUAAUAUACUAUGGGAGGUCAUUUGUUUUC